AUGCGGCAAUCUGUACUCGAACAUCUGGGAGAAGUCCAAAACCGAUUCUUCUGGCUACGCGGUUCCCCCGGAACUGGCAAGACCGCAAUUUCUCUAAGCAUCGCUUCGACUCUUGCUCAUCAAGGCAGACUGGCAGCGUCAUUCUUCUGGGAUAAGAAUCAAAAAGACAGUGGGCUCGACUCUACUGAAAUGUUUCCGUCCACACUUGCGCGACAACUUGCAGUCUUCAGUGAGGACUUCAAAUUGUCGCUUGUAAAACAUCUUCAGCGGGAGGACCUAGAAUUAGCUUCGAGUCUUGGCUUGGAGGAGCAAGUGAAGGCUCUCAUCAUCGGCCCAAUGUGUGAUCUGAAGGAGUUGUGGCUGUCGAGUGGGAAACGCUUCAUCAUCAUUCUUGACGGUUUAGAUGAAUGU
This is a messenger RNA of Cantharellus anzutake, 411 nucleotides long. RefSeq lists its product as uncharacterized. The record is from RefSeq and is a predicted model, not a curated record. The annotation marks the transcript as partial. The transcript has a single exon. NCBI's taxonomy places the organism in Eukaryota, Fungi, Basidiomycota, Agaricomycetes, Cantharellales, Hydnaceae.